AUGCGCAUUCACAUCCAUUUCCAACAGCUGAUGUACUGGAUCAAUGAGUACACCUCUACCCUGGGCAUUGGUGUGUUCCAUUCAGGCAUCGAGAUUUACGGCCGAGAGUUUGCCUAUGGGGGCCAUCCUUAUCCUUUCAGUGGGGUCUUUGAGAUCACACCUGGAAGUGCAGUGGAGCUGGGAGAAACCUUUAAAUUCAAAGAAGCCAUAGCCCUGGGCACCACUGACUUCACAGAAGAAGAUGUGGACAAGAUCUUGGAGGAGCUGGGGAAGGAGUACAAAGGCAAUGCCUACCACCUCAUGCACAAGAACUGCAACCACUUCUCAGAUGCCCUGGCAGAGAUCCUGUGUGGUCGGGAGAUACCUCGUUGGGUGAACCGCCUGGCCUACUUCAGCUCCUGCAUCCCUUUUCUACAGAGCUGUCUCCCCAAGGAAUGGCUAACCCCAGCGGCCUUGCAGACCCAUAUAGGCCUUGGUCUACGCAAAGAGGACUCAGGCAGCACGGCAGAUGAGGAGGUCCCCUCCACCUCAGGCACGUCAAGGACCUGCAAACACACACGUGUCUGA
This is a messenger RNA of Vombatus ursinus (common wombat), 567 nucleotides long. Its product is annotated as deubiquitinase DESI2-like. The record is from RefSeq and is a predicted model, not a curated record. The coding region runs from base 1 to 567 and encodes 188 amino acids. Gene Ontology annotation, biological process: protein deubiquitination. Gene Ontology annotation, molecular function: deubiquitinase activity. The transcript is spliced from 5 exons. NCBI's taxonomy places the organism in Eukaryota, Metazoa, Chordata, Mammalia, Diprotodontia, Vombatidae.